Closterium sp. NIES-65 is the source of this 630-nucleotide messenger RNA. NCBI's taxonomy places the organism in Eukaryota, Viridiplantae, Streptophyta, Zygnematophyceae, Desmidiales, Closteriaceae. The record is from the annotation of a GenBank genome assembly.
AUGAUUCCGAGUCUCCUUGGCUUUGCAUCAGUCUAUGUCAGUAGCUUUGAGGACAAGAGUCAUCAGAAAGGUAGCUGGAGGGUGUGGGGCUCAGGGCCAACCAGUGACAGGGUGACUGCCAUUGCCCCUGUCGCCCUACCUGCAGCCAACCAGUUCCCACCCUACCUACCCUACACCCACCGCAACUUCUUCUUCCACGGGACCAUCAUCCCGCCCGAGGCCAACCACACCUACCUUGGCAACGCCUUUGAGCAUUGUCUGCUCAACGCAUCCCGGGCGCCUGGAGACUACUUGGAGCAGAGGAGUGCAGAGGAGUGUGGUGCAUUCUGUGGGGUUGCUGCUGGGGAUUGCCAACCCCUGUGCAGCGGGCAUGGCAUGUGCUCCUUCAGUGAGUCUGUGCAGGAAUCAGUAUACACCUGCGAUAGCAACUUCGACAACCAGGCCGGACUGCCCUCGUGCUCCUACAGUGGUGUGUAUACACAAACAACAGCAGUCUCCCUGGCAGGUGCAGCAGCGCAACCAUUCAAUGGCACCAUCAUCCUCACGCCCCCCACCAGCAACACGUCAGGAGCAGCACAGUGCAGCGCCCAUCUGCCUCUUCCUUUUCAUCGACAACCCUGGCCCGUGUAG